UGGAGCCAUUGUAGGUUAAGAUGAGAUAGGUGCGUAAAGUUGGUGGGGUGCGCCGCUCGCUUGUACGCGCCGCUCGCUUGUAAAACACGUUAGCGGUAAGCACAAACUGUUCAACACCGUGGGUGAAAUUGGACGAUUGUUAGAACAAUGACUACGGCAUGCUUUGUUUGAGUAUUCACCUGUGUUCAGGAGAAGGACAAACCUUCGGCUCGCAUCUCGCUGCCAAAGACCCUAUACAUAGAACACAAGGCCAUUGUCGUUGUACAUGACUAUCAAAAACGCAGUACACAAUGUCACAACAUGCCUAAUUGUGCAAACCAUCCGAACCUUCUCUCCACACGAUCGGAUUUUUGCUAUACUGCUAACCAUGGUGCCCAAAACACGAUCAAAAACCGCUCAAACUGGGCCCUCAAGUGCCCCAGCUCCCAAAAAGCCAACUAGGACAGCGAAACCCUCAUCCAAACCGUCCAAACCAGACCCAUCAAAGACCAAACCCGGGCCCACAAAGGUAACCAAAUGCCCCGCCAAAAAGCGCUUCAGAAACGUUCCCCAAGGCGCCGGCGGCACCUUCGCCCUCAGGUUUCCAACCGUGAUAGGCACCACAGCCUGCAACACCUGCCUUGGGCUGUACGUUCCGCUGACCACUAAUAAAUGCUUCGUCGCACACUUUAAUAUCGAGCCGCAGCCUGACGAUGGCGGCGAUCGUGAGCAAGAGCUGGACGACUACGAGGUAGGAGCCGCGUGCUAUCGCGCGGUGGUGAGUAUCACGAAGGAGUUUUUGAAUGAUGCGCAGUGGAAGGGGUGCUGGGGGCCCCUGACGAAGGAUAUGCGGAAAGGGUUGCGGAUGGUGUGCCCGCAUGCAGGGCUCGCAGACACAACGCAUGUUGGGGAUGCGGUGGCGGAGGGGGUGACGGAGUUUUUUGGGAUGACGCAGAGAAGGAGGGGAGAGGGGGAGCUGGUGCCGAGAAGCGUGGAAAAUAUGCUGGUGAGGUAUACGCAGGGGAAGGCGCCCCAGGUUAUUUUUCCCAGUGCGGAGGAACUACGGAAUGAAUGGACAGCGAGAGAUGAAGCUGAAAACGGGAUUUUCGAGACGGCCGGGCUCUUUGAUGAUGGAAGGGUCAAGAAAGGGGGUGAUGAUAGGAAUGAGCCUGAGACGGAGGGACCGUUUAAAGCGCGAGGUACCAGGUGAAAAUAAAUUAUUGUCCAAGUCGGUGUCAAACGGGGUUGUCAAUGUUGUUGGCGAUGGUAGAUGGAGAUUGCCAUCGCAGAUGGAGCCGUGGUUAUAAAGACUACAUAGAACCGGUGACGCAACUCAUCGUGCGCCGAGUACAUAGAUGACAAGCAUGAGUAUUGGAGGUUCACCGGCGCAGCUAUUGAGGAAAGGUCAGCAAAUCUUCUAGCAAUA
Molecule: messenger RNA, 1405 nt
Organism: Paraphaeosphaeria sporulosa
Lineage: Eukaryota; Fungi; Ascomycota; Dothideomycetes; Pleosporales; Didymosphaeriaceae
Exons: 1
Coding region: 266-1189 (307 amino acids)
Source: RefSeq, a predicted model, not a curated record